AACCGGAUGUAAACAAAUCCUCCGCAGCAGCAGCACGUGAGAGGAUCACCGUAGAAUAUGGACGCUGUUUGUCCUUAAACAGUGCAAUGACAGCUCGCAGUAUUUUACUAACCCGGCAGCUUUUGCCUCUUGGACUUCAUUUACGGCGUGUCUUACCUGUGAAGACCUUUUGCUCUUCCACACGCGACGAGGUUCUCUUGGCUCAGGAAGCCAGCAAGAAAUACGGAAAACAUGAACCCACUAUAUUUUCUAAAAUAAUUGACAAAACUAUCCCUGCAGUUAUCAUUUAUGAGGAUGACAAGUGUCUAGCUUUCAGAGAUGUUAAUCCCCAGGCUCCUGUGCAUUUCCUGGUUAUUCCAAGGAUCCCCAUUCCCAGGAUCAGUGAAGCACACGAGGAUGAUGCAUCGCUCCUGGGUCAUCUUUUGAUGGUGGCCAAAAACAUAGCAAAGAGAGAAGGACUGGAUGAAGGAUACAGAGUGGUCAUUAAUGAUGGAAAAAAUGGGGCACAGUCCGUGUAUCACCUUCACAUUCAUGUUCUCGGAGGACGGCAAAUGAGAUGGCCUCCUGGAUAGAUGGACCUUCUGUCAGAAUAAAAAAUAAUGCUCUACAUUUUUGGAGGAGACGAGCAUAACUGAUAUACAAAUAGAAAAUGUGUUGGAGAUUACCAAAAAAAAUAAUGUUUGUCAAAUAAUGAGAGAGUGGGAACAAUUUUCUACAUUAAAAUGAAUUUGACUGGUU
Molecule: messenger RNA, 738 nt
Organism: Carassius auratus (goldfish)
Lineage: Eukaryota; Metazoa; Chordata; Actinopteri; Cypriniformes; Cyprinidae
Gene: hint2
Product: histidine triad nucleotide binding protein 2
Exons: 5
Coding region: 87-572 (161 amino acids)
Molecular function (GO): catalytic activity
Source: RefSeq, a predicted model, not a curated record